AUGUUAUAUGGGCAUCAUCAACGAAUCACGUGCACCAAAAAUGUUCCACGAGCACAACAACGUUCCACGAGCACAAACAACGUUCCACGAGCAAAAAACAACGUUCCACGAGCACAAACAACGUUCCACGAGCAAAAAACAACGUUCCACGAGCACAAACAACGUUCCACGAGCACAAACAACGUUCCACGAGCACAAACAACGUUCCACGAGCACAAACAACGCUCUACGAGCAUAAACAAUGUUCCACGAGCACAAACAGCGUUCCACGAGCACAAGCAACGUUCCACGAGCACAAACAACAUUCCACGAGCACAAACAAUGUUCCACGAGCACAAACAAUGUUCCACGAGCACAAACAACGUUCCGCGAGCACAAACAACGUUCCAUGGGCACAAACAACGUUCCACAAGCAAAAAACAACGUUCCACGAGCACAAACAACGUUCCACGAGCACAAGCAACGUUCCACGAGCACAAGCAACGUUCCGCGAGCACAAGCAACGUUCCGCGAGCACAAACAACGUUCCACGAGCACAAACAACGUUCCACGAGCAAAAAACAACGUUCCACGAGCACAAACAUCGUUCCACGAGCACAAACAACGUUCCACGAGCACAAACAACGUUCCACGAGCACAAACAACGUUCCACGAGCACAAAUAACGUUCCACGAGCACAAACAACGUUCCACGAGCACAAACAACGUUCCACGAGCACAAACAACGUUCCACGAGCACAAGCAACGUUCCGCGAGCACAAGCAACGUUCCGCGAGCACAAACAACGUUCCACGAGCACAAACAACGUUCCACGAGCAAAAAACAACGUUCCACGAGCACAAACAUCGUUCCACGAGCACAAACAACGUUCCACGAGAACAAACAACGUUCCACGAGCACAAACAACGUUCCACGAGCACAAACAACGUUCCACGAGCACAAACAACGUUCCACGAGCAAAAAACAACGUUCCACGAGCACAAACAUCGUUCCAAGAGCACAAACAACGUUCCACGAGCACAAACAACGUUCCACGAGCACAAACAACGUUCCACGAGCACCAGCAGUAAUGCUCACAUGCUCCAUAUCUAAGCUCCACAGCAAAGACCAAGCCUAA
Molecule: messenger RNA, 1116 nt
Organism: Procambarus clarkii (red swamp crayfish)
Lineage: Eukaryota; Metazoa; Arthropoda; Malacostraca; Decapoda; Cambaridae
Source: RefSeq, a predicted model, not a curated record